AUCAGCUACAGGCAACUCCUUCCAGCACUGCAAGCUGUGAGCUUCAAGUUGCUAGUUGUGAGCACCCGCACUGAGGCAGUGAGCAGCAGCACCCAGAGCUACCAUGGCCUACUGCCGGCAGGAAGGGAAGGAUCAAGUCAUAUUUGUGACCAGAGGAGACCAUGAAAGUCCCAGCACUGCAGAGCUGGUGGUUGACGACCCCAGCGAUCCCUAUGCGGAGUACGGGUUGAUACUGCCAAACGGAAAAAUUAAUUGGAAUUGCCCGAGCCUUGGGGGAAUGGCCGACGGCCCCUGUGGAGAGCACUUCAAGUCUGCCUUCUGCUUCCACUACAGCACAGAGGAACUCAAGGGAUCCAACUGUAUAGAAGACCAGUUCCAGGCCAUGCAGGAGUGCAUGGAGAAAUACCCAGACAUCUACCCCUGGGGAGAGAAGAAUGAGAACAAGGGCGAGCACAAGGGUGACCCCUACGACUUCUACGAGGAGAGUGAGGAGGACAAAGAGGUCGAUGAGGAGGAGGAGGACCGUGACGACUACUACGUGGAUGAUGAGGAGGACGACUAUGACGACUACUACGUGGGAGGUGAGGAGGAGGACUACUCCGAAGGGAAUGAAGAGGAGGAGGAUGAGUACUACGACGAAGACUACUACUACGACGAGGGCGACUACUAUCAAGAGGGUGACGACUACUGCUACGAGGAAGAAGAAGCCAAGGACUUCUACCACAGAGUUCACAACUAUAAGCGGGACAGAGAAGAAGAGGAAGAGCGUGCUUACUUCGAGGUUGACUACAAUGAGGAGGAGGAGGAAGAGGAGCCAGAAAAAGCGGUGAAGGAAGCCGUUGCCACUAAGGCCUCUGCUGCAGAAAAGCAGGAGUCUAGUGACUGAAGGCCCCGGAUCACAGCUGCCACGCAUUUGCUUAGCCACAGGACUUUCUGCUCAAUGAACGCCUUUCAAUAGCCCUCCAUGAAAGCUUCUUUCCCUCUGGUGUUCUAUACACUGUAAUAGAGAAAAUAACUUUUGAUUAUCAGGGGUCUUGGCGGCUUGCCAUACACCCUGAAGAAAAGAGGUGUGUACGCGUGCGCCUGCACCCUGCUUAAACCUCCCGCCAGCACUAGGCCACUGCUGAACUGUCUUAUCUGACUGCCCUGGAUUCUGCUACCUUGAAAUAACGUGAACUUUCUCAACAGUCAAAGCCGUUACUCAACAUAGUCUCUUGUCCUUGGAGUACAGCACCAUCAGAGAAACUACAAAAGGAAAUGGCUGGAAUAUGGCAUCUUGUCUUCAGGCUUGGGGAAGAAGAUUUAAUGACUUGAUUUCCUGUUCACUUGGUGUUUUCCCAGGGGUACCAUUUUACCAUAGACUGUGGGUCUGGCCAGCUGACUCAUUUUGUCCCAGCAUCCCACAUUCCACAUGGCACAUGGUCUUUUCCUGGGUAGUGGUUUUUCCUCCAUUUAAUGAGAAACUACCGAGGAAAAACCAACUCAGGCCAUGAGCUCAACUUUUAAUCCUCUGUGGAAAGCUUCAAAGCAGGAAAUGUGUGCCUCUGAUGAAGAAAGGGGUGAACAUGUUUUGUAAAAGUGAUUUCCUUUGGGUCCAUCUUCCUUUUCUGGGACAAAAAAUAACUAAAGUGAUUUAUGGAGCAGCCAAAUAUCUUCUUUCACCUUUGAGUUCUUAGAGAAAUGUAUUUUUCUCAUGAGACAAGAAAAUUUCAUUUUCUUAUACAUGUUCUGUUUUAUGACCUAAUAUUUCCCAUAAAAAGGAUCUUAGAGAAAAUCAGGGGACCAAAACUAAAUAAUGCUAUUAGUGGUGAAUGGGAGCUCCAUGCCUUAGGGCUACAACCCCGGGCAAAAUCAAUUCUCAGCCAGUAUGGUCAUCUGUAAAUGAUGUGAAUUUGCUUAUUUUUGCAGAGUGUUCUUUUUGCUUAAAGUUGUAGAAAGAAAAUAAUGUUGAAAUUAGAUGAUUUACCAUCAGUCCCCUGUAAGAAUUAAAAUUCUAUUUGACUAAUUUGGUUACCUCCAUAACUGGAAGGGUACUUUUAAAUGAACAAAUUGAUUAUUGUUUAAUGUUUAGAAUACCUACCAUUCGGAGGGUUUGACAAAAUGAACAGGGAAAAGCAAGCCUUCACUGACAAAAGGCUGUUACCCCCAAUAUACAACCAGAUAUUAAAAACCAACAAUAAGAAAAUGAACAAUCAGACUUAAAAUUAACAAAACUCACGAACAGACACUACUAAAUAAGAUCCCCGACUCCUAGCUUUUGGCCAGAGAAACUAGCAUGAUGGAAUUGCCAUUUCCUGAGAUUGGAAUACUCCCUGGGCAAUUGUAUACUAUGUCACCUUCCCCAGGACCAUUUCCUUACUUCCUUUCCUCUAGAUCGGCCCACUGAUGUAUGGACUGAUAACCUCAGAGCAUGCUACAGUUCUAAGUUAGGGCUGGUCAAAAUAAACACUGAUGAGAUCUGGAAAGCAGAACUGGAGCAUCAGCCAUUAUACCUUAAAGGUUUGUGCCAGGUACCACUGCAGCUCACACACAUUGUUGCUGAGCUGGUACCUCACCCUGUUAACAGUGUCCAGUGAUGAUAUGGAGCAGGGGUGAGCAAUAACUGGAACCUCAGCUCCCACUGGAUCUCUUCCCUUGACUUUUCUGAAUCUAGGGCCAGGUUUCUGUACAGCUCAGUGAAAAGGGAGCUAGCUCCUUCUAUAGAUUACCUCUAUCACCAAGGUUCAAGGCAGUGUGUGACCAGACAUACUUAUCCUCCCUGGUCCCAAUUAAACAUUGUACAUUCCUGGUGACCCCUGGAUUUCUUUUGCUUCAUACCCCGCUUUUCUUUCACAUUGCUUGCACUGCUAAGCUGCUAUAGAAUCAGGUUCACUCUCUGAGAAAGAAGCAAUAGCCCUCCAUAGAUUCCAGGGGCUUAAUGAUCCCUGGUGGAUAACAACUUUGUUCUUAUCCUCCAAAUGUUUUCUCCCACACCUUACUUCCCUAGCUUCUCCGUGAUCAUAUGGAGCCUGAUUCCUAUAAAUAAAUAUGUUAUUCCAUAGCA
Messenger RNA from Mesocricetus auratus (golden hamster), 3043 nucleotides. RefSeq names its product mitochondrial intermembrane space import and assembly protein 40-like. Gene Ontology annotation, cellular component: mitochondrial intermembrane space. The coding region runs from base 104 to 886 and encodes 260 amino acids. The transcript is spliced from 3 exons. The record is from RefSeq and is a predicted model, not a curated record. Gene Ontology annotation, molecular function: protein-disulfide reductase activity. Gene Ontology annotation, biological process: protein import into mitochondrial intermembrane space. NCBI's taxonomy places the organism in Eukaryota, Metazoa, Chordata, Mammalia, Rodentia, Cricetidae.